AUGGACCUCUCAGGCUCUCUACCUCCACCUUCCCCGUACACCUUUCCUGUUAGCCCCAAUGUCUCCGUCCCCCCCUCCUCGCCCUCCAUUUCUCCGUCACCCAGCCUGGCCUCCACUGCUCUCUUCUGCUCCCUCCUCUCCCUCCUCUCCCUGCUGGGCAUCACAGGGAACCUGUACACUUUGGGCCUCCUCCUGAGGCGCAGAAGGAGCAGGAGGAGACGUGGAGCUGGACCGACCUGCUGCCUAAUGAGAGUGCCUGUACCAUCCUGCCUAGCCAACACCUCCUCCCCUUCCUCCUCCCCCAUCUCCUCUACCUCCUCCUCCUCCUCCCUUCAUCUCCAGGUGUUGAGCCUCGCUCUCGCUGACCUGCUCUACCUUUUUACUGCUCCCUUCAUUGUAUACGACAGCUUGGCGUCUGGUUGGGCCUUUGGUGAGCUGGGCUGUCGCCUCCUCCUGAGCCUGGACCUCCUCACCAUGCACGCCUCCAUCUUCACACUCACAGCAAUGAGUCUAGACCGCUACCGGGCUGUGGCUCAUCCCCUGCACACCUCCUCCUCUAACUCCUCGGGCCUGCUGCGGGUGGGUCUGGCCUGGGGGCUGGCGGUGGCCCUCAGUCUUCCUAUGAUGAUCACGCUGCACCUGGAGGAUGGGGAGAACCAGGAGGGCCAGCUGUGUGUGCCAGCAUGGGAUGAGCAGAGUUCAAAAGCCUACAUGAGCGUGCUCUUCUGCACCAGUAUCCUGGGGCCUGGGCUGGCCAUCGGAGCACUCUAUGCCACUCUAGGCCGACUGUACUGGGUGUCUCAGACCAGGCCGGCCUGGGCCACCGGGAGCAGCGCCGCUUAUCCUCCCCGUGCCCCCAAACCUAAAGUUCUGCUCCUCAUCCUUGGGAUUGUCCUGGCCUUUUGGGCCUGCUUCCUGCCUUUCUGGAUUUGGCAGCUGCUGCCUCUCUACAAGCCCGACAUGCUGCCGACGGUUCCUGUCGGGACGCAGGUGACAGUGAAUCGUAUCCUCACAGGGCUUACCUACGGAAACUCCUGCGUGAAUCCAUUUUUCUACACGCUGUUGACUGGAAAACGCAGACGCAACAGACAGACGAUGACAUCAGCAAAUCAGCUCUGUCGUAAGAGCAGUCCGCUGCAAUAG
Labrus bergylta (ballan wrasse) is the source of this 1143-nucleotide messenger RNA. NCBI's taxonomy places the organism in Eukaryota, Metazoa, Chordata, Actinopteri, Labriformes, Labridae. The record is from RefSeq and is a predicted model, not a curated record.